AUGCGAGACUGGUGUACACCGCAAGAUGUCUUCCCAUGCGGUACGGCCGGUUUCCGUCAGCGGCAGUCCGCAUUCAUCAAGCGGUACGGAGCGCAGCACAUCGCCCAGCAUGAAACGAGUGCAUUUUGAUGUCAAGUAUGGAGAUUCCGAAGACGUGGGGUCCAUUGAGGAAGAAGCCAAUCGAAGCCGGGGAUCGGCCGUCUAUUACGACCUGUUCGUGUCGCUCGCCGAAGUGUACAACGGUUGCACCAAGUCGCGAAAGAUCACCAGGACGGCACUAGGAAGGGACGGCCGCACGCCCAUACUGGAGUACAAGACUUUCGACAUCGGGGUGAAGCCCGGAUGGAAGGCGGGAACUAAGGUCAGGUUCCCCGGCGAGGGCGACCGACUGCCCAACGCCGCCCCGGCCGACGUGGUGUUCGUCAUCCGCGACAAGCCGCACCCGUACUUCAAGAGGGAGGGGACCGACGUCCGGCACGUCGCCAAGAUCACCUUCAAACAGGCUCUUCGCGGCACGACGCUAGAAGUACCUACGCUCGCCCAUGGCACAAUAUCGGUGCCAUUGACCGACAUCGUCAAGCCCACCACCGUCAAGCGCAUCCCGGGACUGGGAAUGCCCUACCCAAGCGACCCCACGAUUCGGGGCGACCUCCUUCUGGGUUUCGACAUCGAGUAUCCUCGGGAUAUGACAGACAUUGACCUGAAAGUACUCUGGGGCGCACUGGAUCCCCUCAUCUGAAUAACACUGCAUCUGACUGUUGCGCAGGAGUACAAAGGCUGACAUCACUGCCUCGGCAGGGCAUUUCUGCCCAGAGACGAUCAUGGCGGCGCUCAGAGAGCCUUCGUUGACAAAGUGCGUGCACCUUUUCACAGAAGGCUCCCUGGGCGCCGCCCUAAUCCCCUCUGGGAUGUGGUAAAAGAAGCGUGAUUCUUUAAAAACGCACUGCCGAGGCAAUGACGUUAGCCUUUGCACUCCCGUUGCACAGCCCAGAAAGGAGCUGUUUCUUCUCUUCCGUGAAAAGAUCUGUAGAUGGCUUGCAUUGACGUCACUGAAACAACCGUGUUGAAGCACCAGCAUGGCGGGGACGCGACGUUUGCGGUGUCAGAGGCGUCCCUGCCACGUGAUCAUCACACUGAAGCUGGUUAACCGCAACUGGUUUGUCAUCAAAGUCGCCAUCGUGGUGGGCCAGUGGGCGGCGUCCAUGGCUUGCAUUGCCGUCAGCAACACCCUCUUGUGUAUUUUGUGUGUUUUGCGCUUCCAAGUACCUUCAUGGAUCAGUACAAAUACGCCCAACUUUCUGUUCUUCUAAAUCUUUUGUCGCUUUCAUCAAUCGUAACUCGUUGAUCAUACGUGCGUCUGGUUAACCCCCCUGUCUUUCCUCGCUUGUGUUCAUCAAUAAUUAAAGACGCUCUUUGUGAUUGUUCCUUGUGCAUGUUCUUACCAUUUAGGGUGCGCGAAUAUUCGAGUUUCGAAUUCGAAUCGAAUAAUGCAUAAUCGAGUAAUUCAAUUCUACUUUCGAAUAGCUAGUAUUCGAAGUUUCGAAUAAUUCGACAGGAGGAAUAUCUAAAACGCGAUAAAAGCCAAUGGUGCAACUUUGUUAGGGUGGGGUGGCGAAAACUAAGACUAAUGUCGUUACAGUAGGCUUUUCGUUAAAACUUUCAUCAAUAUCCUGGUUCAGAAGCGAGCGCACGUUUACUUUAAAGGAGAUUAUGUCAUUUCUGCAUUUCUGCGAUUAUGUCAUUUCAUAUUAAAGGAGAUUAUGUCGUCUAUCUCUCUCUCCCCCCAUUUCUUUCUCUCUAUUCUCUCUCUUCCAUUGAUUUUCUCUCUUUCUUUGAUUCUCUCUCUUUCUGUAUUUCUUUCUCGUUCUGUAUUUCUUCCCUUUCUUUCUCUCCAUUUCUCUCUUUCUCAGUCUUUCCAUCUCCCUCUCUCUCUCUUUCAAUGUCUUUGUACACGUUGUCUCGCCCAUUAGUGUUAUUGCAUCCCUUACUGGACAAAUUGGCUCACGUGUUCUGGGAGCGAAAGAAAAGAAGAUGAGAACGAAGAGAGGGCGUGCCGGUUCAUGACGAUAGUUUAAGGCGUAACCAAACAGUUUUCUUUGCCCAACCUGCUUUAAUUUUUUAUUGUCAUUGGCCUAGAUUUCACACACCUCAAGUAAAAUUUGUACAAUCUCUCCUCGAUUCACUGUCCGUCCAAAUAAGGGAGGUUAUUCCGAUUUAUAAUGCGACAAAUUUCUCUUCAAAUCUACUUUGAUGACAUUUUUCCUAAUACUGCAAUACACCUACCGAGUAACAUGUUGAGAGCUACCCUACAGGACUACCUGUUCAGAAUGCAAGCAAACGUAGGUCAUUGCGACGGACGCGUCGUAGAGAGAUGAAAAGAGUGGCAUCGGUAUAUACUGCCCUGCUCUCGAUUGGUCCUUUUCGCUCCGAAUCCCAGAUUACACAUCCAUCUUCAUUGCAGAAUUUUUAGCGAUAGCCGUGGCCUUUCGUAAACUGCCCGCGUCAAUAAAUUCCGCAGUAAUAUUAACGGACUCUUUAUCAGUGUGAAGUGCGCUCACGGCAUCCGGUGAUAUGAAAACAUUGAAAGAGUUCAAAUCCCUAAUACCUGAUCACUUAACGUAUGUUCGUUUAGUAUGGGUACCUGGGCGUAGAGGUCUAUUUCUAAAUGAAACAGCUGAUACAUUAGGGAAAGCGGCGUUAGACGGACGAGCUAUUAAUAUUACCCCUACGUCAGCUGUUAGAGUAGCGGCUAGAUUUCGGAGGCAAAUGAUGAUGCGAGAAUUCAGUAUACCAUCUCUAAGAAAUUCCCCGGACUUUAAUGAUUUAUUGACACCCUAAUAAAGUUCACCAUGUCAUAACAGAGAUCUGGAAGUUACAAUUACGAAGCUGCGUUGUCGUCUUCCAUCAUAAAAUUUUUAUUUAUAUAGAGCCGGUUUGGCACCAUCGCUCCUUUGUUCUUAUUCUAGGGAAGAAGAAACAAUAAAACAC
This is a messenger RNA of Rhipicephalus sanguineus (brown dog tick), 2988 nucleotides long. Its product is annotated as dnaJ protein homolog 1. The coding region runs from base 26 to 739 and encodes 237 amino acids. The transcript is spliced from 3 exons. Gene Ontology annotation, cellular component: cytosol. NCBI's taxonomy places the organism in Eukaryota, Metazoa, Arthropoda, Arachnida, Ixodida, Ixodidae. The record is from RefSeq and is a predicted model, not a curated record. Gene Ontology annotation, molecular function: protein-folding chaperone binding.